AUAUUCCAUUCAUAGUUAUUGAGAAUGAAGGAUCAACAGAAAGGAUAAAUGGAAUGUACCGCUAUGUAUUGCAUCUUUAUAGUCAUCUUAUUAAUAGCCAAAAGAUACUGGUAACUCUUAUAGACAUUCAAGUUUUCUUUGACAUUCUCGUAUCAGAUGGAGAGACUCCAGAUGAAUGUGAAGAAAAGGUAGCUCGAGAAAAUAGAAUCCAACUCUCUGGGUGGUCUACAAUAAACAAAUAUAUACGUAAGAAAGCUCUCUUACGAGAUCGCACUCUUAUUCUUACAUGGGAUAUAGAAAUAUAUGCCUCACAAAUGGGAGAAUUUACAGAAGAGCGAAUGACAGGAAAGUUCGAAACAAAGGAAAAAAUCCUAAAGUGGAAAUAUUGUGGAAAGAUAGGAACGAAAUCUGAAAAUAAUUUCAUGAUGAAAGGAAAGAAAAAGAAUACAGAUGAAGAGGGGAUUAUAUGGGGAUCGGGUGAAGAAGUCGAGAAAAAAAAAGAUUAUAUGGGAGCAAUUAAGAUCAAAAUUACUGCAGAAGAGGAUUUCUUUUCCAGUUUUCUUAAACUGCCACAAUGUGUACUAAUUGAUAUCCGAGUGUGUCUCAAAAAACGUUAUCCCCAUUCUGAAGUCGAAAAGGAAGGAGGCAAAAAAAGACCCUCUCCUUUAACUGCAAGAAAAAUGCGAGAAGUAGCUAAUUAUUAUAUUAUAGAUGCAUUACGUUGUCAAGAGCUUUUGGUAAAGCUAAGUCAAAUAAAUAAUUACAGAGAAGUCGCUUCUAUAGCUCAUGUAUUUUUGUUCGACUCACACUAUCGUGCAAAUGGAAUGAAGGUACGAAACCUUUUAGGCGCUUAUGCUUUUAAACGUGAUAUAGUAUUUAGCUCAAGAGUAUGUGAAAAUAUAGAAAAAGGAAAAUAUCCUGGUGCGUAUGUUUUUCCACCUGAAAAGGUGAUUGAAACGAGAAGACCUGUAAAGGGAUUGGACUUUGCUUUAUUAUAUCCCAGUCUCAUCAUGGCUUACAAUCUCUCUCCAGAUAAAAUAAUACUAACACAUGAAGAGGCUGAUAUUGCAAAAAAAAUGAAAACAUUUUACAUAAGAUUGAAAGAUUUAUCUAACAAGAGGCUGGAGCUUAAAGCAUGUCUGACCCCACUAGGAAAGAAAAGGCAACAUCUUGAAAAGAUAAUAAGUUCAGCUAAAAAAAGAGGCAAAAGGAUUCCAGAAAGCUUAAAUUCGGAAUAUUCAUUCGUAUGCUUCGAUUACGAUUAUUGGGAUUUGAAGCAAAAAGCUUUAAAGGUAUAUAUGAAUACUUUUUAUAGGGAGGCAGACAACUCAAAAUCUCCAAUCUUUCUCCAUGAAUUAGCUGAAGGAACUACUUCAACAGGAAAAUAUAACCUUAAUCUUGUCGUAGAAUUCGUAAUAAAGAAAGGGUUUGGGAUAAAAUAUGGUGAUACCGUUUCUUUAUAUCUUACCUGCCCAGAUAAGUAUUAUGAAAAAUGGGAUGAAGCCUUUUCCAGAAAAGAUCUUUCUAAAGAAGC
Messenger RNA from Funneliformis geosporum, 1534 nucleotides. The record is from the annotation of a GenBank genome assembly. NCBI's taxonomy places the organism in Eukaryota, Fungi, Glomeromycota, Glomeromycetes, Glomerales, Glomeraceae.